CUCACUUACAUACAAGUGUUCCUUUCUACCUAUUAAGCUUCUCUCACUCUCCAAAAUUCUUGGCAAAAAAAAUAAAAAAAAUAAGAAAUUAAAAAGAAAUCGAUUUGUAGCUUAUUCAAUUCAAUCAAAUACUAAUAUUAUUGAAGCCAUGUUUACCGUCCACCACCCUUGGGUUUUUGCUUUUGGUCUACUAGGCAACGUCAUCUCCUUCAUGGUGUUUCUUGCACCACUGCCAACUUUUAUUAGGGUGUACAAGAAAAAAUCAACAGAAGGAUUUCAAUCACUUCCUUACGUAGUUGCCAUCUUUAGUGCGAUGCUAUGGAUCUACUACGCUUUGCUCAAGGGCAAUUCUGUCCUUUUAAUCACUAUCAAUGUUGCUGGAGUUAUUAUUGAGACCAUUUACGUUGCCAUAUACAUUACCUAUGCCCCAAGGCAACCAAGGAUAUCAACUUUGAAGUUACUUUUGUUGAUGGAUUUUUGUGGGUUUGGCGCGAUUGUAUUGUUUUGCCAUUACUUAUUUCAUGGGGAAAUUCGGCUUCAAGUUUACGGAUGGAUUUGUGUAGUAAUCUCUAUUAGUGUUUUUGCAGCACCCCUUAGUGUAAUGAGGACGGUGGUUCGGACCAAGAGCGUGGAGUACAUGCCGGUUAACUUGUCAUUUUGUCUCUUACUAACAGCAACUGUAUGGUUCUUUUACGGAUUCGUCCAGAAAGAUAUGUACAUCGCACUUCCAAAUGUUGUGGGGUUCUUAUUAGGAGUGGCACAAAUGGUAAUCUAUGCAAUUUACAGGAAACAUGACAAACAAGCAAAAAAACAGAAGCUACCAGAAUUUGCAAGUCCAAUUAAGCAAGAAAUAGUUGAAAUUCAAUCAAUUCCCAACAAAACUGAGGAUGUUAUUCCUCCACAUGAAGAGCCUCUAGAAAUUGAGGUUGUAAUUGGAAACAAAGAUAAUACUAUUGUUGGUGGUGAUGAUGAGGAGGUUGUUGGUGAUUUAUAUGGGCCGCCGCAAGGCCCGGCAGUAUGCAGCGUGGACGCCGAGAAGAUUUCCGGUGGGCCCGCCGGCCCGGCUUCGGUGCAAUUGGUUCAGUGUGCCGUUUGAGUUAGGGCAAUUGAAUUGGUAGCUAAACCUUUUGGGUUGUUUCUUACUCUUUUAACCUCCUAAUUUGCCCAUCCCUUCAAAAUAAAAGAGUAAUUAGAUUUUGUAGAGUUAAUGUAAAUUAAUUUGGAAGGCCUUUAGUGGAGUCCACUUUUGGUGAAUGAAGGGCACCUUAAGCUUGAUUGGAGAGUCACAUUCCCUAAUGUCCCCUCUUGUUAUAUAACCCCAAAGGCACCCCAAUUAUUGUACUAUUGUCUACUUCAUCAAUUAAUUGAGUUUUUGGCUCUAAUUGAAAAACUCAUCACAAUUGUUUGGUUAUCUUAUUUCUUGUAUGGGUUUGUUUCCCUUUGAUUGAAUGGUUAAAUAGGUUUCAAAAGAUGAUAAGAAUGACUACAAAAAUGAAGCCAAUUUGUUAAAUGAGGCAAUGCCAAUCCCUUUAUUGUACUAAGAAGCUUUAAUAAAAUUUUACAAAGUUAUUUGUUUUA
This is a messenger RNA of Spinacia oleracea (spinach), 1578 nucleotides long. Its product is annotated as bidirectional sugar transporter N3. NCBI's taxonomy places the organism in Eukaryota, Viridiplantae, Streptophyta, Magnoliopsida, Caryophyllales, Amaranthaceae. The transcript has 6 exons. Bases 149 to 1096 code for a protein of 315 amino acids. Gene Ontology annotation, biological process: carbohydrate transport. Gene Ontology annotation, cellular component: membrane. Gene Ontology annotation, molecular function: sugar transmembrane transporter activity. The record is from RefSeq and is a predicted model, not a curated record.